GCGCCUCUUCUAUUCUGGGUUGCAGUUGAUUGCGGUUGGCUCAGACCGAGUUGUUUUGCCUAGCAUGAGUCAGCACUGCCCUGGGUAAACUGUCGGCUCUGUUGCAAUCUUGCUUACCAAAGAUACGUCCCCAGGCGGCACCAUUCACUCUGCCUGAAAGCCGCUGCUGUUGGUUGCUGAAAUGAUCUCAUCUGAACAUGGCUCCAACGAGCUCAGCCUCAGGAACUGGGGGCAGUUUCCUUUCUGCUGUGGCAAUGUUUUGAGACAGGCAAAAAUCAGGUUUUAUCAUGUGGGCAACCUGCUGCAACUGGUUCUGCCUGGAUGGACAGCCUGAGGAGGUGCCAGCAUCCCAGGGGGCCAGGACACAAGCCUAUUCCAACCCUGGGUACAGCUCCUUCCCUUCACCGACGGGCUCAGAACCAAGCUGCAAGUCCUGUGGGACCCACUUCACCAACAUGGCCAGGAAGCAGCAGACCUGCUUGGACUGUAAGAAGAAUUUCUGCCUGACCUGUUCGAACCAGGUGGGGAAUGGGCCCCGCCUCUGCCUGCUCUGCCAACGGUUCCGAGCCACAGCCUUUCAGCGUGAGGAGCUCAUGAAGAUGAAGGUGAAGGACCUGAGGGACUAUCUCAGCCUCCAUGACAUUUCCACGGAGAUGUGCCGGGAGAAGGAAGAGCUGGUGUUCUUGGUGCUUGGCCAGCAGCCUGCAGUCCCACAGGAGGGCAGGACUCGUGCCUUGUCCCCGGACUCGCCCGAGCAGCAGGCCUUCCUGAGCCAGCCGCACGCCAGCACAAUACCUCCUACCUCGGCCAGCCUCCCGCCCUCCCCUGCACAGGCCACCUCUGUUCCCCCAGCCCAGGCGCAGGAACGCCAGCAGGCCAAUGGCCAUGUGUCUCAGGACCAAGAGGAGCCCGUCUGCCUGGAGGGCACAGCCACAGCAUCUGUUGAGGAUGAGACCCAGUCUCUUGACUCAGAGGACAGCUUUGUCCCAGGCCGGAGGGCCUCUCUGUCUGACUUGACCCACCUAGAGGACAUUGAAGGCCUGACCGUGCGGCAGCUGAAAGAGAUCCUGGCUCGCAACUUCGUCAACUACAAAGGCUGUUGUGAGAAGUGGGAGCUGAUGGAGAGAGUGACACGGCUGUACAAAGACCAGAAAGGACUGCAGCACCUGGUAUGUGGUGCUGAAGACCAAAAUGGGGGAGCAGUACCAUCGGCUCUGGAGGAGAACCUGUGUAAGAUCUGCAUGGACUCACCCAUUGACUGUGUUCUGCUGGAGUGUGGCCACAUGGUAACCUGUACCAAGUGUGGCAAGCGCAUGAAUGAAUGCCCCAUCUGCCGGCAGUAUGUGAUCCGAGCUGUGCACGUCUUCCGGUCCUGAAAGUUUGCGUCAGCUUCUUCAGUGCCUUAUAGGGACACAACCUAGGACAUCUGGGUUCAGGGUUGGCCAGCUCACAGAGAAGCAGGCUAACAGAAGAAAAUCUGCAGUGUUCCCAAGACCAGGGCAGACAAAGGUGCAGUGUUACCCUGGGCAUGCUUGUCUUAUAACAAAGGGUGUACCUCAUGGCUGGUAGAGCCCAAGACCAGCUGGAACUGGUACAAAGGACAUGGUGAGUCCCUGACUGACCGUCUGGCAGUGGUGAUGGUAACUGAUG
Messenger RNA from Ochotona princeps (American pika), 1650 nucleotides. It is a transcript of the gene RFFL, whose product is annotated as ring finger and FYVE like domain containing E3 ubiquitin protein ligase. The coding region runs from base 288 to 1376 and encodes 362 amino acids. Gene Ontology annotation, molecular function: ubiquitin protein ligase activity. Gene Ontology annotation, biological process: proteasome-mediated ubiquitin-dependent protein catabolic process; protein K48-linked ubiquitination; negative regulation of extrinsic apoptotic signaling pathway via death domain receptors. The transcript is spliced from 7 exons. Gene Ontology annotation, cellular component: cytoplasm; plasma membrane. NCBI's taxonomy places the organism in Eukaryota, Metazoa, Chordata, Mammalia, Lagomorpha, Ochotonidae. The record is from RefSeq and is a predicted model, not a curated record.